Triticum turgidum subsp. durum (durum wheat) is the source of this 1404-nucleotide messenger RNA. The record is from the annotation of a GenBank genome assembly. Lineage: Eukaryota; Viridiplantae; Streptophyta; Magnoliopsida; Poales; Poaceae.
AUGGAGUUGCUUCUUCUUCUUCUUCUUCUUCUCGCAUGCUCUCUCAUCUUCCCUCUUGCCGCUCCUGCCAGGGAGAUCACCAACGCCUGCACCUCACAAGCUAAUGUUUUUCAGCACGUGAACGGCACCGGCAUGCACCUGCCGCUGCACCACCCGCAGAGCCCCUGCUCGCCGGCGCCUCUGCCCUCGGACCCCCCCUUCUCCGCUGUGAUCGCCCACGACGAGGCGCGCAUCGCCCGCCUCGCCUCGCGCCUUGCCAAGACUCCCUCCCGCCACCCGACGUCGCUCCGCCAACAGCACCGCGAGAAGUCCUCCGGCGAUAACCACCUCGCCGACUCACUGGCCAGCUCGGUGCCGCUCGCGCCCGGCACGUCGGUCGGCGUGGGCAACUACGUCACCCAGCUGGGCCUCGGCACGCCGGCGACCACCUACGCCAUGGUCGUCGACACGGGGUCGUCGCUCACGUGGCUCCAGUGCUCCCCCUGCGUGGUGUCGUGCCACCGGCAGGCCGGCCCGCUCUACAACCCGCGCGCGUCCAGCACGUACGCCGCCGUGCCGUGCUCGGCGCCGCAGUGCGGGGAGCUGCAGGCCGCCACGCUCAACCCGUCUUCGUGCUCCGCCUCCGGCGUCUGCAUCUACCAGGCAACCUACGGCGACAGCUCCUUCUCCCUGGGGUACCUCAGCAGGGACACCGUCUCCUUUGGCUCCGGCAGGUUCCCCGGCUUCUACUACGGCUGCGGCCAGGACAACGAGGGCCUCUUCGGCCGGUCGGCCGGGCUCAUCGGCCUCGCGCGCAACAAGCUGUCGCUGCUCUACCAGCUCGCGCCGAGCCUCGGCGACUCCUUCUCCUACUGCCUGCCGACCACGGCGUCCACCGGGUACCUGUCCAUCGGGUCGUACAACCCGGCGGAGUACUCGUACACGCCCAUGGUGUCCAGCUCGCUCGACGCCUCGCUCUACUUCGUCAGCCUCGCUAGCAUGUCCGUCGCCGGGAGCCCGCUCGCCGUGUCGCCCUCGGAGUACGGCAGCCAGCCGACGAUCAUCGACUCCGGCACUGUGAUCACGCGCCUGCCCAUGGCCGUGUACACGGCGCUGAGCAAGGCGUUGGGCGCGGCCAUGGGAGGGGCGCCCCGCGCGCCGGCGUACUCCAUCCUGGACACGUGCUUCAAGGGCCAGGUGUCAACGCUGCGCGUGCCGGCCGUGGACAUGGCGUUCGCCGGCGGCGCGACGCUGAAGCUGGCGCCGGGCAAUGUGCUGAUCGACGUGGACGAGUCCACGACGUGCCUCGCGUUCGCGGCCACCGACAGCACAGCGAUCAUCGGGAACACGCAGCAGCAGACGUUCGGCGUCGUCUACGACGUCGCGCAGUCCAGGAUCGGCUUCGCGGCCGGCGGCUGCAGCUGA